CCGUCUGCACCCUCGACCGUUGGAGUUUCGAGCGUCGCAAGCCCGUUGUUGUCACCGCCGCCGCUCGCAGCUUCAUCCUCGUUUCUUUUGGCAUGCUGCAGCAGCCUCUGCACGCCGCGUCCAUACACAACCACUCACCCCAGCUCCGGCGCGUCUCUGCCUACAUGGUAUGCCCUUCCCGCCCAGCAGCACCCCCCCUGUCGCGCCUCCUGUCCGUUUCCUUGUCUCUCUCCAUCCAGUCCGCCGCGUCUUGUCACGCAGAAGCCCAGCAGCGGAAUCCCUGCCAUCCUCCUCCUCCUGCUCCUCACAGGCCUUCCGCUCCCAACUGCUGCUGCUGCUGCUGAGCACUCCGCCCUGUGUGUUGUCAAACGUCGCCAAAUCGCCGCACCACGCUUUGCUGCUCUAGCCUGCCUCUUCCCAUCCUAUAAACAUUAUAUCCCCCCUACCCUA
Messenger RNA from Cucurbitaria berberidis CBS 394.84, 450 nucleotides. RefSeq lists its product as uncharacterized. The transcript has a single exon. Bases 93 to 344 code for a protein of 83 amino acids. The record is from RefSeq and is a predicted model, not a curated record. Lineage: Eukaryota; Fungi; Ascomycota; Dothideomycetes; Pleosporales; Cucurbitariaceae.